AUUAAAUUGAUCGUAUUGCGGUGUCCUCUUGCUACAAUCUUCCAGUUACAUCUAUCCCCGGCAGUCGGUUAUCGCUGCUCCUUGGGUGUGGAAGGCAAUGGCGUCGGUCGUCUCUCUCUCAAACGCAAUCGGAUUCUGUAGCAGCAAAAAUCACAGUACCUUUUCAUCAACUCUUCGCUCAGAAGGAGUUGACAUGAAGAUUCUUUCGCGGCGCGGUUGUUCAAAAGUUGGACAUGGCCAAAGAUGUAUUCGAUCGUAUGGAUUAUUUGGAGGGAGAAAAGAUGGUAAUGAGAAAAGUGAUGAUGAUGCACCUUCUAAGGCAGGAAUUCUUGGAAACAUGCAAAACCUCUUUGAGACUUUGAAGAAGGCACAAAUGGUUGUCCAAGUUGAAGCAGUGAGGGUGCAGAAAGAACUUGCAGCGACUGAGUUUGAUGGUUAUUGUGAGGGUGAGUUAGUAAAGGUAACUCUGACAGGAAACCAGCAACCCUUAAGGACAGAAAUUACUGAGGCAGCUAUGGAAUUGGGAUCAGAAAAACUAUCGCUUUUAAUCACUGAAGCAUACAAGGAAGCACACCAGAAGAGUGUCCAGGCCAUGAAGGAAAGGAUGGAUGGUCUUGCACAGAGCUUAGGAAUGCCACCUGGGCUUAGUGAAGGGUUGAAAUGAUGAUAUUUUAAACAGAGAUUGUAAUAUGACUCGGGCUCGUUAGUUGCAAUCUGAGCUUCGCGCCAUAGUUUUUAGGGAUUUAUCGGUACAAGACUAUAUGCUUCGUGUAAAGGCUCUAAUUGACUCUUGCAUUGGUAGGAGAUUCAAUUCCUUCACAUCAAUACAUUGAUGUUGUGCUUGAAGGUCUUUCCCAUGAGUAUGGACCAGUUAUUUCAGGUUAUAGAAAGCAAGUUUGAGUCUAUUUAGCUUGAGGAAGUGGAGGCUCUGUUGCAUGAUCAUGAAUUGCGUUCUGAAAGAUUCAAGAAGAUCUUAAUUAUUGACAAUGUUUCAAUCAAUCUCACUCAGUCAAAACCUGUUUUAGAUUCUUUCUUUGGUACACAUGAUUUGAAUGCACAUAACAUAUGUAUCCUUUUAUGACUCUUCUUCUACACCUUCUAGCUAUGGUUUUGGAAGAGGUGGACAUACAAGCUAUCAUGGUGGUCGUGGUAGCCAUGGUAAUAUGCAAUGUCAAAUUUGUUUCGAAUUUGGACA
This is a messenger RNA of Lathyrus oleraceus (garden pea), 1195 nucleotides long. Its product is annotated as nucleoid-associated protein At4g30620, chloroplastic. Lineage: Eukaryota; Viridiplantae; Streptophyta; Magnoliopsida; Fabales; Fabaceae. The record is from RefSeq and is a predicted model, not a curated record. The transcript is spliced from 7 exons. Bases 98 to 664 code for a protein of 188 amino acids. Gene Ontology annotation, molecular function: DNA binding.